CGGGCAUGGGCGGGGGCCGGGAGGGCAGGGCCCGCGGGCGGGGAAGGCGGAAGGACUCGGCGAGCCGGGCGGCCCCGUGUCGACGGCUGCUCUUGGAGCUGCGACCCGACCCUCCGAGCCCCGCGCCCGCGCCCGGUCCGCCGGCGCCAUGUGGGCGGCGCUGCUGGCCGUCUGCAACUGGAGCACCCUGGGCGCGUGCGCCGCGCUGAAGCUGCCGCAGAUCUUCGCCGUGCUGGCGGCGCGCAGCGCGCGGGGCAUCAGCCUGCCGAGCCUGCUGCUGGAGCUGGCCGGGUUCCUGGUGUUUCUCCGGUACCAGUGUUACUACGAGUACCCGCUGCUGACCUACCUGGAGUACCCCAUUCUCAUCCUACAAGAUCUCAUCCUGCUGCUCUGCAUCUUCCAUUUCAACGGGGACGUGAGACGGGCGGCUCCCUACAUCGCCCUAUUGGUGACGUCGUGGUUCCUCCUCACCCUGCAGAAGUGGAUCAUAGAUGUGGCCAUAAAUUUAUGUACUUUCAUCAGUGCGGCCAGUAAGUUUGCUCAGCUCCAGGACCUGUGGAAGACCAAGGACUCGGGCGUCAUGAGUGCUCUGACUUGCAGCCUCGCUUCAUACACCUGUGCGACAAGAAUAAUAACAACUCUAAUGACUACCAAUGAUCUUACAAUUCUUACACGUUUUGUGAUCAUGAUGACUUUAAACAUAUGGGUAACGGCUACAGUACUUCGCUACCAGAAGACCGAUGUAAAGGCUGAAUGAUGGAUCCAUGAUUCCUACACACGAAGUGGAUUUCAAAUAACUAAAGGGGAAACAGCUCAUGGCUAAAUCAAGGUCUUUUAUAGUCGACUGUUUCAGAAACUUUGAAGUCAAAGGUGUUUUAGACUUGAAAGAACCACUUGAACACAUAUUCAGAAACGUCCCUUUCCCUCCGCUUCCCCCACCGCGUCAGGUUAAGGCAGGGCUCAGCCAGCUGCAGCUUUGAGAAGGCUCGGGAUUGAUGCACACCGUCCAGGGAGCACGGUGUGAGGAGACGGCUUUGACCCUUACGUAACAUCUUGAUUAAGUUCUCUCUCAAGAGUUAACCACAUCUAUUUUUCAGCUUUCAGAAUCUUUUAAGAAAUAAAUCCUCUCCACAGCACAAACGAACACGGAUAGAGUGGGAUUUUGCUCCAAGUCAGAAAUAGAAUUAUAUUAAAUUACUAGGGCUUACUUUCUGGGACUAAUGUUUAAUUGUAACAGAUAUAACAGAAUGGCCUUUUGUAUCAUAAUACAGUAUAAUACCUCCUUGGGCUAUAUAUAGCAAAGAUAGCAAGGCAAGCAAAAUUGUAACUGGCUUGAGUUCAUAGACCAAAGUAGUCCUUUAGCUUCAUACUGUGCCUUUAACUCCUACCAAAAGGUGCUAUUUGCUGCAAUCUCUACUUGUGACAAGGUAAUCCCAAUGAACUUUCUGAUUCAAGCACAAUGCUGCCAUUUUUUAAAGGGCCACAUCUAUACAAUUAUUGGAAUUUGGUACACAAUACAGCUGACCUUGACCAGGUUUUGUCUAUUGAAAACAUAUGCCGUAAAGGGUAUGGCUGGGAUCUGCCAAGUUCUUGUGGAUUUUCUCAUUACAGUAUGAUAUUCUAGACGUGAUGUUAAGAUUAUUGUACACUGUAUUUUCCUAUAAGUUUAUAAACCCUAACAUUUAAAAACUCUCUUUCCCCUUAUAAUUGAAUGCCAUUCUUCUGUUAUAUGAAGUAAAUGAUGUUUAUUAGAAAAUGUUUUAGUUUCCUAUGUAAAAUCUGAACUCUGCUGAGUCUUGAAACUGUCAGUUGUUUUAAUGUGAUUAGUUUUAAGUUCUAUAAGUGCAGUUUUUAAAAUAUAAGCCGUGGUUAAUCCUUUUAGAACUACUACUUGAGACCAGUAGGAGGAGAAACAUAUCUAAAAGUAAAUAAUAAAUCAUUCAUUCUGUA
Molecule: messenger RNA, 1950 nt
Organism: Equus caballus (horse)
Lineage: Eukaryota; Metazoa; Chordata; Mammalia; Perissodactyla; Equidae
Gene: SLC66A3
Product: solute carrier family 66 member 3
Source: RefSeq, a predicted model, not a curated record